AGAUGAAGUUGUGAGCCAACGGUUUCCCUUCUCUCUUCUCUGAGGGAUAACUUCUAUAGAUCCAUUUGAUCAAAGACGGAGACAGUGGAUACAUUUGACUGUAAAAUAUCGCCUGUUCGGGUGAGUAGGUCAAUACGGCAAAGAACUCGAAGAUUAUUUUUAGUAGUAUAGUUAUAUUAGAUAAGUCGCAUUCUAUUUCGUACCCAAAGAGGUUAAAUAAGGUGUCUCGAACUCGCGGAUCGCGGGCCACUUGCGGCCCGCAAGACGAUAUUUUGCGGCCCGAUACCUGACAGCAAAGUUCAGUGUUAAUGCGGCCCGCGCGUUUGCCCCAUUCUCAUAUUGCCUGUAAUGUGGCCCUCCGUGACAGUUUCAGUAGAAUCUAACUGACUAGUCUAAUUCUGAUUUUUAUGUUUAUAUAGAUUUAGAUGUUGAAUAAAACCAUUUUUUAAUUUUUUUAAAAAUCGGACUCAAAGGUUUUAUUUAUAGCAUUGUAUGAGCCAAACUUUCGCCAAAGUUAGCAUUUUAUCACAGAUUUUACAGGUUUGCAGACUUUAAAACACACAGAGACACGUUUCACAUUUUUGCUGGCCCUUUCUACACACAGAGACACGUUUAACAUUUUUGCUGGCCUUUCUACCCACAGAGACACGUUUCACAUUUUUGCUGGCCCUUUCUACACACAGAGACACGUUUCACAUUUUUGCUGGCCUUUUCUACACACAGAGACACGUUUCACAUUUUUGCUGGCCCUUUCUACACACAGAGACACGUUUAACAUUUUUGCUGGCCCUUUCUCCCUCAAUGUGGAAGAUACCCAUCCCCGCUAUAUUAUUUUAUUUUUUGCGGUUUAAAUGGAGCUGAUUGAUCUUCAAUGGAAUUCUGAACUCGAUUAUUCUAAGUUCAGGGAGGUGAAUGUAACAACAGACAAGCUUGGACAAAUUAUGAGAACAUUGCCCUCCACCUUCCCGCAAUUCCAGGUUUUUCAAGAAGAUCAAGUCAAAGUUCAGGGUCAAACGCACUGAUGAGCAUCUUCAAGCUAUACUGAGUGUCUCAGUUGCUUCCUCACUCAAGCCCAAUAUUGGUCUCAAGCUAUACUGAGGGUCUCAGUUGCUUCCUAACUCAAGCCCAAUAUUGGUCUCAAGCUAUACUGAGGGUCUCAGUUGCUUCCUAACUCAAACCAAAUGUUGCUCAGCUUUGUAAGAAAAAGCGCUGCCAGGUCUCUCGCAACGAUGAGUAGGAGGAACAAAGUGAAGCCAAGGUCUUGGAGUAACCAUAAUGUUUUUAUUUGUUAUUAAUAAAGGUUGAGCAGAGUGUAACAGUUGUACUUUAUUGAAUUUUUAAUCGUUUUUUGUAUGAUACUUAAUGCGGCCCACUCUCACUCAGUCUUUACCUUCUGCGGCCCCCGGAUGAUUUGAGUUUAGACCCCUGGGUAAAAUCAACUUGAUCCCUAGCUGUAUGUCUAAAUUUUGUCUCUGAUCCCUUGCUGUAUGUCUAAAUCUUGUCUCUGAUCUCUAGUUGUAUGACUAAAUCUUGUCUCGAAUCCCUAGCUUUAUGUCUAAAUCUUGUCUCUGAUCCCUAGCUGUAUGUCUAAAUCAUGUCUCUGAUCCCUAGCUGUAUGUCUAAAUCGUUGAUCCCUAGCUGUAUGUCUAAAUCUUGUCUCUGAUCCUAGCUUUAUGUCUUAAUCUUGUCUCUGAUCCCUAGCUGUAUAUCUAAAUCUUGUCUCUGAUCCCUAGAUGUAUGUCUAAAUCUUGUCUCUGAUCCCUAGCUUUAUGUCUAAAUCUUGUCUCUGAUCCUAGCUUUAUGUCUUAAUCUUGUCUCUGAUCCCUAGCUGUAUGUCUAAAUCUUGUCUCUGAUCCCUAGCUUUAUGUCUAAAUCUUGUCUCUGAUCCCUAGCUGUAUAACUAAAUCUUGUCUCUGAUCCCUAGCUUUAUGUCUAAAUCUUGUCUCUGAUCCAUAGCUGUAUGUCUAAAUCUUGUAUCUGAUCCCUAGCUGUAUAUCUAAAUCUUGUCUCUGAUCCCUAGCUGUAUGUCUAAAUCUUGUCUCUGAUCCCUAGCUGUAUGUCUAAAUCUUGUCUCUGAUCCUAGCUUUAUGUCUAAAUCUUGUCUCUGAUCCUAGCUUUAUGUCUUAAUCUUGUCUCUGAUCCCUAGCUGUAUAUCUAAAUCUUGUCUCUGAUCCCUAGAUGUAUGUCUAAAUCUUGUCUCUGAUCCAUAGCUUUAUGUCUAAAUCUUUUCUCUGAUCCAAAGCUUUAUGUCCACAUCUUGUCUCUGAUCCCUAGCUGUAUGUCAAAAUCUUGUCUCUGAUCCCUAGCUGUAUGUCUAAAUCUUGUCUCUGGUCCUAGCUUUGUGUCUAAAUCUUGUCUCUGAUCAAUAGCUGUAUGUCUAAAUCUUGUCUCUGAUCCCUAGCUGUAUAUCUAAAUCUUGUCUCUGAUCCCUAGCUGUAUGUCUAAAUCUUGUCUCUGAUCCAAAGCUUUAUGUCAAAAUAUUGUCUCUGAUCCCUAGCUGUAUAUCUAAAUCUUGUCUCUGAUCCCUAAAUGUAUGUCUAAAUCUUGUCUCUGAUCCCUAGCUUUAUGUCUAAAUCUUGUCUCUGAUCCUAGCUUUAUGUCUUAAUCUUGUCUCUGAUCCCUAGCUGUAUGUCUAAAUCUUGUCUCUGAUCCCUAGCUGUAUGUCUAAAUCUUGUCUCUGAUCCCUAGCUGUAUGUCUAAAUCUUGUCUCUGAUCCUAGCUUUAUGUCAUAAUCUUGUCUCUGAUCCCUAGUUGUAUGUCUAAAUCUUGUCUCUGAUCCCUAGCUGUAUGUCUAAAUCUUGUCUCUGAUCCCCAGCUGCACAUCUAAAUCUUGUCUCUGAUCCUAGCUUUAUGUCUUAAUCUUGUCUCUGAUCCCUAGUUGUAUGUCUAAAUCUUGACUGUGAUCCCUAGCUGUAUGUCUAAAUCUUGUCUCUGAUCCCUAGCUGUAUGUCUAAAUCUUGUCUCUGAUCCCUAGCUGUAAGUCUAAAUCUUGUCUCUGAUCCUAGCUUUAUGUCUUAAUCUUGUCUCUGAUCCCUAGUUGUAUGUCUAAAUCUUGACUCUGAUCCCUAGCUGUAUGUCUAAAUCUUGUCUCUGAUCCCUAGCUGUAUGUCUAAAUUUGUCUCUGAUCCCUAGCUGCAUGUCUAAAUCUUGUCUCUGAUCCCUAGCUGUAUGUCUAAAUCUUGUCUCUGAUCCUAGCUUUAUGUCUAUAUCUUGUCUCUGAUCCUAGCUUUAUGUCCAAAUCUUGUCUCUGAUCCCUAGCUGUAUGUCAAAAUCUUGUCUCUGAUCCCUAGCUGUAUGUCUAAAUCUUGUCUCUGGUCCUUGCUUUAUGUCUAAAUCUUGUCUCUGAUCCCUAGCAGUUUGUCAAAAUCUUGUUUCUGUUCCUUUUAUGUCCAAAUCUUGUCUCUGAUCCCUAGCUGUAUGUCAAAAUCUUGUCUCUGAUCCCUAGCUGUAUGUCUAAAUCUUGUCUCUGGUCCUAGCUUUAUGUCUAAAUCUUGUCUCUGAUCCCUAGCUGUAUGUCAAAAUCUUGUCUCUGAUCCCUAGCUGUAUGUCAAAAAUGUUGUCUCUGAUCCCCAGCUGUAUGUCUAAACCUUGUCUCUGAUCCCUAGCUUUAUGUCUAAAUCUUGUCGCUGAUCCCUAGCUGUAUGUCUAUAUCUUAUCUCUGAUCCCUAGCUGUAUGUCUAAACCUUGAAUCUGAUCCCUAGCUUUAUGUCUAAAUCUUGUCUCUGAUCCCUAGCUGUAUGUCUAAAUCUUGUCUCUGAUCCCUAGCUGUAUGUCUAAAUCUUGUCUCUGAUCCCUAGCUGUAUGUCUAAAUCGUUGAUCCCUAGCUGUAUGUCUAAAUCUUGUCUCUGAUCCUAGCUUUAUGUCUUAAUCUUGUCUCUGAUCCCUAGUUGUAUUUUUAAAUCUUGUCUCUGAUGCCUAGCUGUAUGUCUAAAUCUUGUCUGUGAUCCCCAGCUGUAUGUCUAAACCUUGUCUCUGAUCCCUAGCUUUAUGUCUAAAUCUUGUCUCUGAUCUCUAGCUGUAUGUCUAUAUCUUGUCUCUGAUCCCUAGCUGUAUGUCUAAACCUUGAAUCUGAUCCCUAGCUUUAUGUUUAAAUCUUGUCUCUGAUCCUAGCUUUAUGUCUAAAUCUUGUCUCUGAUUCCUAGCUGUAUGUCUAAAUCUUGUCUCUGAUUCCCAGCUGUAUGUCUAAACCUUGUCUCUGAUCCCUAGCUUUAUGUCUAAAUCUUGUCGCUGAUCCCUAGCUGUAUGUCUAAACCUUGAUUCUGAUCCCUAGCUGUAUGUCUAAAUCUUGUCUCUGAUCCCUAGCUUUAUGUCUAAUUCUUGUCUCUGAUCCAUAGCUUUAUGUCUAAAUCUUUUCUCUGAUCCAAAGCUUUAUGUCCACAUCUUGUCUCUGAUCCAUAGCUGUAUGUCUAAAUCUUGUCUCUGAUCCCUAGCUGUAUAUCUAAAUCUUGUCUCUGAUCCCUAGCUGUAUGUCAAAAUCUUGUCUCUGAUCCCUAGCUUUAUGUCCAAAUCUUGUCUCUGAUCCUAGCUUUAUGUCUUUAUCUUGUCUCUGAUCCCUAGCUGUAUGUCUAAAUCUUGUCUCUGAUCCCUAGCUGUAUGUCUAAAUCUUGUCUCUGAUCCCUAGCUGUAUGUCUUAAUCUUGUCUCUGAUCCCUAGCUGUAUGUCUAAAUCUUGUCUCUGAUCCCUAGCUGUAUAUCUAAAUCUUGUCUCUGAUCCCUAGCUUUAUGUCUUAAUCUUGUCUCUGAUCCCUAGCUGUAUGUCUAAAUCUUGUCUCUGAUCCCUAGCUGUAUGUCUAAAUCUUGUCUCUGAUCCCUAGCUGUAUGUCUAAAUCUUGUCUCUGAUCCCUAGCUGUAUGUCUAAAUCUUUUCUCUGAUCCUAGCUUUAUGUCUUAAUCUUGACUCUGAUCCCUAGUUGUAUGUCUAAAUCUUGACUCUGAUCCCUAGCUGUAUGUCUAAAUCUUGUCUCUGAUCCCUAGCUGUAUGUCUAAAUCUUGUCUCUGAUCCCUAGCUGUAUGUCAAAAGCUUGUCUCUGAUCCCUAGCUGUAUGUCUAAAUCUUGUCUCUGGUCCUAGCUUUAUAUCUAAAUCUUGUCUCUGAUCCCUAGCUGUAUGUCAAAAUCUUGUCUCUGAUCCCUAGCUGUAUGUCUAAAUCUUGUCUCUGGUCAUAGCUUUGUGUCUAAAUCUUGUCUCUGAUCCAUAGCUGUAUGUCUAAAUCUUGUCUCUGAUCCCCAGCUGUAUGUCUAAACCUUGUCUCUGAUCCCUAGCUUUAUGUCUAAAUCUUGUCGCUGAUCCCUAGCUGUAUGUCUAUAUCUUGUCUCUGAUCCCUAGCUGUAUGUUUAAACCUUGACUCUGAUCCCUAGCUGUAUGUCUAAACCUUGACUCUGAUCCCUAGCAGUAUGUCUAAAUCUUGUCUCUGAUCCCUAGCUGUAUAUCUAAAUCUUGUCUCUGAUCCCUAGCUGUAUGUUUAAAUCUUGUCUCUGAUCCAUAGCUUUAUGUCUAAAUCUUUUCUCUGAUCCAAAGCUUUAUGUCCAAAUCUUGUCUCUGAUCCCAAGAUGUAUGUCUAAACCUUGACUCCGAUCCCUAGCUGUAUGUCUAAAUCUUGUCUCUGAUCCCUAGCUUCAUAUCUAAAUCUUGUCUCUGAUCCCUAGCUGUACGUCUAAACCUUUUCACUGAUCCCCAGCUGUAUGUCAAAAUCUUAAAAUUGUCUCUGAUCCCUAGCUUUAUGUCUUAGUAUUGUCGCUUGUCCCUAGCUGUAUGUCCAAACUUGUCUCUGAUCCCCAGCUGUACGUCAAAAUCUUAAAAUUGUCUCUGAUCCUUAGCUUUAUGUCUUAGUAUUGUCGCUUGUCCCUAGCUGUAUGUCCAAACUUGUCUCUGAUCCCCAGCUGUACGUCAAAAUCUUAAAAUUGUAUCUGAUCCCUAGCUUUGUGUCUUAGUAUUGUCGCUUGUCCAUAGCUGUAUGUCGAAACCUUGUCUCUGAUCCCUAGCUGUAUGUCUAAACCUUGUCUCACCAAAUUUCAAGACAACAUGCAAAUUCUUAUGGUUUAAUCUCCGCAUGAGUGGCUCAACCACUGGUGUAGGAUGGGUGGGGCAGAGGGGCUGGUCAGUCCCGGUGAUGCGCUUUUUCUAUACAUCGAUGAGCGGCAUUUUCUGGUGGCUGCAGAGUAUUUUGUGGGGGGGGGCGAAAAAUCUUUGCCCUCCCCGGGUGGCACUAGCCCCCACUUCAUCACUGUGCUUUUAAAAGAUAAAUCUUUAUUAGCCUCUUAAACCAACAAAAACUAACAUAAAUAAACACAUAUUCCUAAACCGGAGGAAUCGAAUAUAUAUGGGAAUCGAACCCUCUACUUGAAGUCAGGCUUCAGUAACAACUUAAAUUCGGGUUUGCUUCGGUAACAAAAAUAAGAGUUUCUCAUUUCCUGGAAGACAGGCAUUGAUUGAGUUUUCUUCCAGCUGGGAUUUCCCGGGAAAUCCUGGGAAUGAAACUGUAAAAGAAUUCAAUUGAUUCCAGUUGUUUAAUAGUUAUUGUCUAUUAAUGAAUUACAAACAACUUUAAGGUUAGUUGACAGGUUGGUCACAUGCUACAAGUUCCUUCAGUUUCCACGGCUUAUCCCUAGUCUAUGGAUUACAAGCUACUAAUAAAUUUUCAAUAAAAUUGUUGAAAGCUUUAAUGUUGAUACAUCAAUGAUGGUAUCAAAGUAAGCUAUCCACUUAAUUGACCCCGUUCGUGGUAAUGGAAAUACCUGAAAUGUAAUAUAUUUCCGUGCUUUGGUUCUAUACAAUGAGCAUCAAUUUUCUUGCUGUAAAAAAAUCAACAUCAAUUUCUUGUGUGUAUACAAUCAAAAUUAUUUUCUUGUCGCUUAUAAUCAGCAUUAAUUCUCUUUUUUUUGGUAUAAAAUCAUCAUCAAUUUUUCAUGUUGAUUUAGAACAUAGAUCUUUUGCUUAGCGCACGUUGGUAUCAUAUAUAACAUAAAACUGAACAGAAAAAGAAUGUCUUUGUAUAACGGCCUGGGGCUCUGUGUCCAACGCCGGACUUAUGUAACAUUGACCUUCAGUUCUCCCUUCUUGAUUGCCAUACAAAAUACACCAGGCCACACCGUACAACCAAUGGCGCAUGCACUAAUCGAUAUGUACGUACCAAAGUCUACCUGUUCUAGCAUAUCACACCCAAUGUCAAUGGAUCAGACAUUGGCUGCGGCUUAACAAUAAUUUAUUGAAACAAGGAUUUCAGUGACAAGUCUGUAGCGUCCAGCCUUUUUAAAAUAGAUCAUUAUUGUUCAAUGUAUUUUACCUAGACUUAACUUUUUACCUCCGAAAUAACCCCAUCAGUCAACGAUGUCAUUUGCGUUGAUGUAACCCCCCUCCCCCAUAAACAAACGCAGAUUCAAAUGUUAAAAUAGCACUUGACCUACUUAUUUCAACCAAACUGUAUCUCAAAGACAAAAAGCUAAACGCUGUGUUCAGAUAUUACACCGCAAGAGUGCAUGUAUACUCCAGGAGCCACUUUUAUUUUUUUUUACUGGGACCGUGGUGGGUUCUCCACCCAUGUUCUACUCCAUAUAAUUAUAAAAUGUGACGUAUUAUUCUCCAAUCGAUUCGUUUAAAAUAGUGGCCAUUGAAUAUGUGUUUCACAGUGGCCCUUGAAUACGUGUUCCACAGUGGUCCUUGAAUACGUGUUCCACAGUGGUCCUUGAAAAUGUGUUUCACAGUGUUCCUUGAAAAUGUCCUCCACAGGGGUCCUUGACAAAAUCCUCCACAGUGGUCCUUGGAUAUGCCCUUCACAGUGGUCCUUGGAUAUGUCCUCCACAGGGGUCCUUGAAUAUUUCCUCCACAGUGGUCCUUGAAUAUAUCCUCCAUAUUAUAAUUUGCAAGGUAGUGGAAGUAUUUUAAGAGAAGAUAACCAGUGAGGCAUUGCACCGCUGUUUCAGCUUUGAAAUGUUCAAUCAGGUGGUUAUUGGGGAGUGAACUCUAAAUUUAGUCAGGUGGCUAUUGGGGAGAGAACUCUAUAUUUAGUCAGCUGGCCAUUGGGGAGAGAACUCUAUAUUUAGUCAGGUGGCUAUUGGGGAAAGAACUCUAAAACGAAAACCCAUAUGGUCAAUGAAAGCUUGUCUUCUGGCACUGUUCCCUCUAUUUGCAAGUCAGCUGUCAUCACACCAUUGCUUAAGAAGCCUGGUCUGGAUGAAAAUAAUUUUUUUAAACUAUAUACCAGUAUCUAAUUUAUCAUUUUUAUCUAAAGUCAUUGAAAAACUAGUUCUAAAACAACGUUUUGCUUACUUAAACGACCCCUCUCUUCUCAGUCCUAAUCAGUCGGCUUAUAGACCUUUCCAUAUUACUGAGACGGCUCUCUUGAGAGUCACCAAUGACCUCUUGCUCGCAUUGGACAGCGGUGAUAUCUCCAUCCUGAUCCUCUUAGACCUCAGUGCGCCCUUUGACACUGUUGACCAUGAAACCCUUUACACAACCCCUGAAAAUUACUUAAGAAUUUUUGGUUCAGUUUUGGCUUGGUUUAGGUCCUAGCUUUCCGAUAGAAUAGAGGCCGUCGCUGUCGAUGGAUGUCUCUCCGGCAGUGCUGACUUGGUGUACGGAGUGCCACAGGGGUCCGUUGUGGGCCCGGUUCUAUUUACAUUGUAUACCAGGCCACUGCCCCUCUUGCCUGGGAGGCAUGCUGUUGAGAACCAGUCAUUUGCAGAUGAAACGCAGCUAUACAAACAUACCCAUCCUUCUCUUGUCGAUUCCACUGUCCGGACUUUGCGGGAAAACAUUGGUGAUGUCAAAACAUGGAUGACACUCAGCAAGUUAAAGCUUAACGAUGACAAAACGGAAGCACUCUUUAUUCACGAUCACAAAUCAUCCUCUUAAUCAGCUCUCCUAAAUUCAUUUCAAGUAGGUAACUCCGACAUACGGUUUACAUCCUCCGCUAGGAAUCUUGGUUAUAUUCUGUCCAACAACAUGUCUCUGGAUAAUCAUAUCUCUCACAUUUGUCGCUCUGCAUACACCGCUAUCCGUCAGAUCAGCUCCAGCCACCACUUCCUCACAGUUAGCGCAACAAAAACCCCUAGUCUAUGCUCUUGUUCUCUCUCGUCUUGACUAUUGCAACUCUCUUCUUUCAGGUUCAUCCAAACACGUCUUAGAAAAAAUACAAAAGGUUAAAACUCACUUUCCAGGCUAGUUCUAAAGGCAACGAAAAAGAACGUGAUCAAGUCACACCACUACUUCAUUCACUUCAUUGGCUCCCUGUACAAGCACUGAUUGACUACAAACCCUCGGUUCUCUGCCAUAACUUUUUCUCGAAUCCCUGCCCUUCCUAUCUAACCGAACUUUUCUGUCUAUUCAUCCCUUUGACAGCUUCGCACCUCUGCAGACGCGCGUAUUCUUUCUGUUCCCAAGACACGCACAAAAACAUAUGGUGAACGAUCUUUCUCUUUCUGUGCCUCCCAAACAAUGGAAUUCUCUUCCGCUACACACCUGCAAUAUACCGACCAACACAGCCUUCAAAACGGCACUCAAGACACAUCUCUUUAAACUCUACUAUCCUGACUGAUUUCCCCCUCUGACCAAUAAACGAUGCUACUGGGUAGCUGUCCAUGGCUUGGCUUGUAAAUAGUUCAUGAAUGUGUGGAGUGAAUAUGCAUUUGUUUUUUUAAAAUUUAUUUCAUGUAUGUUAGUUUUAAAGUUCAUGAUUAUGUUUGUUAGAUUGUAUGUACAGCGUGGUGAGCCCAGCCCUAUGCUGGGAUACCACGCUAUAUAAAACCACUAAUAAUAAUAAUUAUAAUAAUAUUCAGACAGGUGGCUUUUGGGGAGAGAAAUCCAUGUCAGUCAGAUGGCUUUUGGGGAUAGAAAGCUAUUUUCAGUCAGAUGGUUAUUGGGGAGAGAACUCUAUAUGGCUUUUGGGAAGAGGACUCUAAAUGGCUAUUGGGGAGAGAACUCUAUAUUCAAAGUCACGUGGGCAUUGGGGAGAGAACUCUUGAUUCAGUCAAGUGGCUAUUUGGGAGAAAACUCUACAUACAUUCAUUCACUCGUUUUCCAGAGAUAGUAAGAGAUUAAUGAAGUAACAUCCAGAGUACGCUCCCUUUCCCAUGAGCAUUGCAGCCCAUGUACCUGGCUUUGAAAUUUUGAACGAUUGGCCAAUGGCUUCACGGGUGAUUGAAGGAGCGGUGUCUCGUAACGGGACUUUAGCUUACUAUGCGGUACUAAUUAAGUUUUUUUGAAAAUGUUUGUUAAUUCCACACAAAAAAUUAACAUAUGUAAAAAAAUAUGCAGAGGAGUCAGAAUAAUCAAUACAUUGAUCGUGGGCCCUCCCAAAUAUAGAAGGAGAAGAAAAAUUCCUCUUAGAAAACGAAGUCGUUCAAACAUUGAUGGCUUGAUACAAUGCAGAAGAGAGAGACAUGAUACAAACGUAAAGGAAAUCGUGCGAUAAGAAGAUUUCCAACUCAAGCAGUAAUUGCAUAACGUGACAAGUACAACAGACGAUGAAACACACACACACACACACACUGUUAUGUAUGACACUUUCCCCGUGCGUGAACUUUGCUUGACCCCAAAUUAGAUUCCUGGCACACGCUACGUUCAUAGAUGGGCGUGGCCUAUUCUUUUCAUGUUACCGUGUUUUCUUCCGACAGCAACUAAAAAUAAUUAACAUGUUCUCAAUAGUAUUUUGUAGAAUGUUCGCGAUUGUAUUAGAAAAGUAAAGACAUUUCUAGAAGCGUUGGUUGUACCGACGCAUAGAUAUAAAAAGGGGAUUCAGAGAUUGAAGGGCAGAGAUUCAGAUAGAUAUUUUUAACUUCACGAGACGUGUAUUAUUCUUUGUGUGCUCAUAGGUGUUUAUUCGCAUUCAUCAUUCAUCAUUAUUAAUUGGCACAUUGUAGGCCUACUUAUUGUGGACCGGGACAAGAUUUCCCAAUACUCUGUAAGUUGAUGGUUUGUAAUUAUAUUUCUUUAGUUUUGUAAUUGUAUUAUUGCCAAAUUAAAUCUUACUAAUUUUAAUUGGCAACUGUUUUUUUCGUGUCGUAACUUUAUUAUUGUAUUUCUCUAUGGUAUCGUCCUUUGUUGUGCACUGUGUGAAUGAGCCAUAAAUUUAAAAUACGAGAAGGCAGUGCGUAACACACACACACAAACACACACACACACACACACACAAACACACGAUGAUACGCGACAUGGAGGUUUUUUUCGGUGGGGGGGGGGAAUACAAAAUAAUUCUGUAAUAGUUAUCUUAAUAUGGCUGUUGUAUUUAAAUUAAGAAGGCCUGGAAUAAGAUUGUAUUUACAAGUUGGGAGAUAACACACACACACACACACACACAAACACACGAUGAUACGCGACAUGGAGGUUUUUUUCGGUGGGGGGGGGGAAUACAAAAUAAUUCUGUAAUAUUUAUCUUAAUAUGGCUGUUGUAUUUAAAUUAAGAAGGCCUGGAAUAAGAUUGUAUUUACAAGUUGGGAGAUAAUGGACAAGAAAAUAGUGUUUAAAAAAACCCAACAAACUAAACACAUGUGUUUGAAAUGGGAUUCGAACCCACGACUUCCCAUCGCCCAAUGAGUUGGCCAAAACCUGAUACUAAAUUUAGAAAUAUUGCGAUAAACUUACUGCGGCUUAAUGUUAGUGCAUCUGGGACAAUGGUAGACCUGUGUUUCCUGUUUACGUCCAAAACUUGAGAUAUUAUGUUCUUACAGCUUUAAAUUCGUUAUCAAUUCCUGACGUUUUCAUAAAUUUGUAUUGUUUUCAAUUUGUAAGUUCCACAAAUAACUUGAUGCUUAAAGAUACAAUUUUACAAUAAGAUAAGAUAAGAUAAGAUACUUUUAUUGAUCCAAAUAAAUGGAAAUGUUUUUUUUUUAUUGCACUAUACAUUUUAAGCACAAAAAUAAAACAAUUUGAACACAAGUCAUUUAUAAUAAAUUAUUUCAAUUUUCAAACAGCCAUUCAGUGAGUUCUCUUAGCAAAAUCGGGGACUUAUUUGUUCUCAUUCAGAUGUGUGACUUCAGAGGAAGCACGCCGGUAAAUUCGUACAGAUUGGGGAACAAAAGAAUUUUUAUAUCUGUCAGUCUUCGCCCUGAUGGAAAGAAUUCGCCCCGAACGGCCCGAUCCUAAAUAUCUGUGAUGAAGAGGGUGGGAUGUAUCAUCCAAAAUGUGUUUAGUUUUGCAAAAAAUAUUUUUCUUCAAAUAGUUCUUCAAGUGAUAUAUGUUUAGUUUGUGUCAUGUUCCUAGCUUUCUUGAUUAGUCGGUUUAUGCGGUGUUUAAUAUCAGACGUUGAAUUCCCACACCAGCAGGUAAUACUGAAAUUAAGGAGGCUUCCAAUAGUUGCCCUGUAGAAUGAGUUAACGAUUUCGUGACGUCAUCACGAGUUUAUACCUUAGUCGGCACAGAGUUGUCUGAGUCGGCAUCGAGUUGUCUGAGUCGGCAACGCGUUGUCUCAUUCAGUGUGUUGUCUGAGUCGGCAUAGAGUUGUCUCAGUCGGCAUAGAGUUGUCUGAGUCGGCAUAGAGUUGUCUGAGUCGGCAUAGAGUUGUCUGAGUCGGCAUAGAGUUGUCUGAGUCGGCAUAGAGUUGUCUGAGUCGGCAUAGAGUUGUCUCAGUCGGCAUAGAGUUGUCUCAGUCGGCAUAGAGUUGUCUCAGUCGGCAUAGAGUUGUCUGAGUCGGCAUAGAGUUGUCUAGGACCAAACACUGGUAAAGAUGGUAAAGAUGGUAAAUGAUUGUCAUCAGCAUUUCUUGAUUCUCAAAGUGAUAAACUAAAUUAUGUCUCAAUGGGAAUCAAUGUUCUAUCUCCAUGGUAAACUAUAUUCUACUUAAUGAUAAACUAUAGCUCAUCUUAAUGAUAAACUAUAUUCUACUUAACGAUAAACUAUAGCUCAUCUUAAUGGUAAACUAUAUUUUAUCUUAAUGAUAAACUAUAGCUCAUCUUAAUGGUAAACUAUAUUUUAUCUUAAUGAUAAACUAUAGCUCAUCUUAAUGGUAAACUAUAUUUUAUCUUAAUGAUAAACUAUAGCCCAUCUUAAUGGUAAACUAUAUUCUAUCUUUAUUCUUAAUGGUAAACUAUAGCCCAUCUUAAUGAUAAACUAUAGCCUUUCUUUUGGCUCGAAGCCUAACAAAUUUUGACACUUUAGUGAUAUAUCGAGCUAUACGUCCAUAAAUAAUGAAAACACAUUUUCUCCACAAUUCGAACAAUCCUAUUAAAUCGCAAACAUUUUUAAACAACAAACCAUCAUUGUUUUAAUGUAUUGUGUCUGCUAAAAGCCUUCCUCGGCAAAAAAUAUAAUAAUUAAAAAAAAAAUUUUUUUUUAAAUAUAAAAAAAUGGACAAGUAGGCUCUACAUUUGAUGAAGACACAAAGUAACACCAAGGGACAUAAACCUUUUCUUAAAAAAGUAAAGAAGCGAUACACCAAUUUAUUUCGUUUUGACGUGUCACAUUAAAAAUAAUAAAAUCUUUCAUGCAUAGUUUCAUUUUUUUGACGACAAAAUGUCUCAAAAUGGCCACACUUCGAAGCUGCGAGCGGAAUAAUAGUAAAAAGCUUGGUGAUCUCAAGAAGUCAAUGGCCUUACUCUCCAACACCCCCACCCACUUUCUUAAAAGAAAAACAAAAAUGUCAACAAAUGCGUACUUUAAAAAAAGAAACCUAUUCCCAGCUUCAAUUUCGUUCAUGACCAGUGGCGUAGCGAGGCAGGUGCGUGGGGUGCGGCCCGCACCGGGUGACACCAACCCUAGCUACGCCACUGUUCAUGACCAAAUUGUUUCAAUUAUUUUAUCAUUAUAGACCACACUUCUUUAAACGUUGGAGAACAUUCGAAGACAGGAAGGUGGGUGUUGCAUUGACAUCAGCUACUGACAUCAUUUUUGAGCAAACUCGUGAGUAGUAUUCAUAACUAAUCAUGGUCUUCGUUGACUUUGGGAAAGCUUUCAACAAACUACGCUGGGGCUGCUUUUGUAAGAUCGGUAUCUCCGAUAAAAUGACCAUUAAUAAUAAAAUUGCUCUUGAUAAAUUUGAAUAUAGAGAUCUUAACAAUAGCCAAAAUGAGCGAAUUUGCAAAUGAGUUAACACCAGAAGGCGCUAGCUAUGGGUAAUAAUUAAAGGACUGCGUUCAAGUUAAGUAAAUGAAAUAGCUAUGGGUAAAUUGGCUAUGCAGCAGCGUUUCACAUUUUUGUUUUCCAUGGCUGAUACUUGUUUUUUUGUAUGCUUAUGCUUCGUGGCCUAUUAAAAUCGUAUAUCAGUAGAAUAUAUGACCCGAUAUACCUGGAUAAUAAUGGAAGACAUAUUGCACUAGUCUCCCCCUUUUCUUGCAAAGUCUCAACAUCUAAAUAUUCAAUUUUUUUUUUUUUUACUAAUGUAACGGAAUCGGGUUUUGUUGUGCUGUAGUAAAAUAUCAAUAACAACAACAAAGUCAACGCAUUUGAACAGGAAGAUUUAGGAAAUAAUAAAAUUAGACUCUUUUUAUUUGGAAAGACAGAGCUAUAUAUAGAUAUGUACUUUUCUCACAUCAUUUGGUUUUGUGAAUUUUUCCUUCUAUAUCAUUAGGCCAAACCAACCCAUUUACAUAUAAUUAUAACUAUUUAUUGUAUUUAAAUUGAUUCGCUUUGUAUAAAAUAAAACAUAAAUGUGUAUAAUUAUUUGUAAGAAAUCCCUUUGGCGCAGACAUUUUAGUUUUCGCGGCUCUUGAACACACAUUUACGCGCUGCUGGUCGCACUUAUAGGGAAUUUUUUCUAUUGUGUGCUAUUGAAAACGUUACAUGGUCGGCCUAGCUCAGUGGUCGGCAAACUCAUUAGUCAAAAGAGCCCAAAAUCAACAGCAGGACGAUUAAACAAAAUUUGAGAGCCAAAUUUCUUUUCAAGAACUUUUCUAGAUCCAUGUUUUUCGGAGUCAAACCGAUUUGUGACAGACUGGUCCAGCCACGAUUUGCCGACCACUAAUAAAUGUCAAUACUCUUUGGGUCGAGAUUUAUUCUCUUAUGACCCUGGCCAUGAUUUCUGCGGCUCGCCUCAUCUGCUGGGCGUCACCGUAAAGAUAAUCAUGAAGGCAGGCUUCAAGGUCCCUCCCGUCAGCCCCCAUCCCACUACACGGACACGUGAUCACAAAGUGAGCCACCGUCUCCUCGGCUUGACCGCAAAGACGGCAGCUUGGUUCACUUCUGUUGUCCAAUCUGUGGAGAUAGCUGCGUGUCGCGCAGUGUCCCGUCCUCAUCAGUGUGAUAAGGCUCUGUUCUCCUCUUUUAAGUUCCCACCAGGGGUCGCUCUUGCUUGGCCGUUGCAUUUUCCGUUGCAGCUGUCGCCCAGUAGCCCCGGUGUCCGAACAUCUGUGCCAUUGGUUCCUAAAAUGGUCUUUUAACCAAGUGAUGACUCCCAGCUGAGUCAUAGGUUUGUCUGGUUGAGGUUGAGCCUCUUUGGCUAAGAAAUCCGCCCUGUCAUGAAGCGACGCCUCUGAGCGCGAAGCGAUAAACUAUAAGAUUACCUUAGCGCCUUUUGCAUGGAUUCUGCCUCCUGUUUCCAGAAUGGUAGUGACCAUCGCGGUCUCCGUCGAGCCCACACCCACAUGCUCGCAAGCUGAGCGUGAUUCGGUGAAGACCACUACGUCCGGGAAAUUUUUUCUCUUUGGUGGACCCUUUUCAGAGCAACCAGUAUAGCCUCGAUAUAAGCAUCAAGGCUCGUUCUAUUUCCUCCGCUUGGGCCAGAUAGCUCCUCAGGUGUGGCUAUCUCUAAGGGAUACUGGAUAAGGACACCAUAGCCACUGCGCUCCCCCCCCCCCCCCCCCCCCGCAAAACAUGAGCCGUCUGUGAAGACUUUGACCAGGCUGUCCGGGUAAGCGUUAAUAGUUUUCCGCACAGCCUCUGGUUGAGGACUGGCUUUGUUGGCUUCUGCGGUUGUCAUGUCAAGUCGUAUGUCUGGUCGGGUUAGGCUUUUGUGAGGGCCCCGUGCUGGGAUCACCUUCACUUUUUCCAUGUUUCCGGGUAAAAUUACGUCUUCCUCGAGACUGUGCACCUUGUCCAUGAAGGAUGGUCUCUUCAAUGUGGACUUUUUAACCCAAUUGUUCUGAAGUUGGAAACAGGGCUCUUCUCUGUCCAUUCUUCGGUAUUGUUCAAUCGUCGUUAGGACCGCCUUUUCCCGCCUGACUUCGAGCGGUUCAACGUUUGACAGGACUUCCACUGCCGAUGUGGGUGUCGUGCGUAUCGCCCCGCAUACAAACCUGAGAGCGCGGUUUUGGAUGCGAUCCAGCUCUUCCAGAGCCGUGCGGCUCGCGAAGGUCUGAACGGGUAAGCUAUAGUCCAAAGCCCCUCUCACGCAACUGAGGUAAAGUGAUCUUAGUAGUCUUGCGUCAGCGCCUCAGUUCGUGCAAGCAAGCUUUUUCACCAGUUCUAAUUUUUGUGAAGUUAUAGUGUACAGUUCGCGUAUAUGGUUGUGAAGCUGAAGUUUUUGGUCCAACUUUACGCCCACACACACAGGUGUCAUGUCCCAUACCAAUUCUUUUCCGUUAAUGGAGAGCUUUGUUUCGACUUUAAGCGCCUUCCUUCCGUUUGUGAACUUGGAGUAAACCAUCUUGUCCGUGCUAACGACCAUUUUCCACUGUCUCGCACAGGCUUAGAUUCUAUGCAGGUCGUUUUGAGGCCGGUUCUGCAAGUGUUGGAUGUCCUUUCCCGAGCUCCAAAUUACUAGAUCAUCUGCGAACAUCGCGUUCUCGGAUACUAAUUCCUCUUGCAAGUCAUACACGUACUCUAGGAACAGGGUGCAGCUGAGGGCGGACCCUUGCGGGAUUCCGUCCUCCAGAGCUAGCUGACCUGAUAAACUACUGCUAACCCACGUGGCAAUGGUCCUGUUCCGGAGGAAGUCCGUCACCCAUGCGGACAUGUUACCAGAAAUCCCGAGCUUCUGGAACUUAUACAUGAGGCCCGUGCGCCAUACCCGGUCGUACACUUCAUUGAGGUCAAAGAAAACUGCAACCGUGUGAUUUUUCUUUUGGAGCUCAUUGGUCAUUGAUUUGACAAGACGGAUCACCUGGUCCAUGGGUUGGCGGCCCUUUCGGAACCCACCUUUCGUCGGUGGUAAGCACUUGCUUUUCUCCCGAAACCAGUAAAGUCGUCCAUUUACCAUUCGUUCAGCUAUUUUCCCCACACAUGACAUUAGCGAUAUUGGACGAUAGCUGCUUGGUAAAUGACUUGGUUUGCCCUUUUUUGGUAUCGGGACAACUAUGGCUUGUUUCCACUUUUUCGGUAAAAUUCCUGUAGUCCAGGUUCGGUUUAUGAGAGCCAGCAAUAUCUCUCUCCCCUGUUUACCCAGGGGAGUUAACAUUUCAUUAUGAACCUUAACAGGACCCGGUGCUUUCGCGUGCCUACACUUGCCUAGUGCGCUGUGCAAUUCUUACAUUGUUAGGGGGGGGGGUCGUGAAAAUCUUGGGGUGGGGUCCAAUACGUUGGAUACGAGCUCCACUUUUCUUAAGACGCCGGAUAUUUCGAUGCUCUUCCGUCUCUCCGGCUUUCUUGUUCACUUCGGCGAAGUGAGCACUGAGCGCCUGUGCUCUUUUUGCGUCGCUCGCCUCGACGCCUUUAUCGUUCUGAAUGGGUUGCGGGUUUUUCGAUCUUCCCUGCGCCAGAAAGAUUUCCAAGCAGAUUCCACACCUUCCGGCCGUCCUGGAGGUCGAGCUUUUCACAUGCACUGACCCAUUUCGAUUUUUUCGCUUUUUGGACAACGGCCCGGACUUCAGCCGUAAGUCGGUUGUAGCCUGCACGAGCAGCAGGUGUCUUCUUUCUCGCGGCCUGUUUCCGGGCUUUCGCUCUUCGUUUUACGAGUUCUUCUAGCUCCUUGUUGCAAAAGGGUUGUAUUGUUUUUUCCCGUUCGACCUGGGGCUCGUCUUUCGAGCAAUCUCCAGAAUGGUGCCAGUAAACUUCUCCAAGGCGGCAUCUAAGGGGCCGUCCAUAAAGUACGUCACGCUCUAGAGGGGGGAGGGGAGGGGGUGUAAGAGAGUGUCACAGUUUUUGACAGGGGGAGGGGGGUCAGGCCAUGUGUGACGUCAUACAUUUAUUUUUAAAAAUUUCAUUUCUAAUUUAUUUCUUAUUUUUUAAUAGAAUUUAAAAGCUUUAAAAUAAUUUUCACAAAUUUUGUGAAACAUUCGAAUUAGCUUUAUGUCAAAAUAGCAUGAAAUGCCUAUCUCCUGAAUGUGUUGUUCACGAUUCCUCUCGCAAGGAGCGCUAGUAUGCUGUUGCGAAGCCUCGUUUUAUAUAUAGCCUUACUUUCGUCAUGCCUGAAGUAUUAUUAUUUCUAUGUUGUCCGCUGCUUAAUUAUGUCACUGUCCUUUUUAAUAUUUAAUCACUGGGUGAGGAAAAGUUUCGCUAAUCUACGUCUAAUCCUGUGUAAAAAGUUUGCCUAAUUGGAAGAUUAUCUAAAACUUGACCUCACCUAUUUUAAAUGAAAAAGCAGCAGAUAAAUGAUGUGUAUUAUAUAAUUGUCUCGUCUAAUUUUUGCAAUUUUUGUUUUCAAAUUCAAUCUAGAUUGAGUUACUGCUUCAAUGAAUAACUUUGACAACUGUUGACAAUUAACUAUUCUAUUAAAGUCAUUUUAAUAAUGUGAUGGUUCUUUUAAGAGGAAAUUUUAUUUAUAUUUUAAUACAGUUUAAUAGUGAAGUGUGUUUUAGAUUAAAUUUUAAUUAGGUGUUAAUUGUAAAAAAAAUUUUUUCGAAACUGUGACGUUCUUUUGGGGGGGGGGGGGGUCCAAGAUUUGUGACAGUUUGUGACAGGGGGGGGGGUGAAAAAUUGUCAAAACAUAAUUUAUACUUCUAGUCUAAUCUUAGCAUUGUAACUUAAAAAUUGUCAAAAAUAGCGUGACGUACUUUAUAGACGGCGCCUAAGUCUAAGUCGGCCAAUUCGACUUCUAGUAGUCCGAGCUUGGUCUCGCACUGACUUACAAAAUCAUUCCACUUGGCUUUUCGGAAAAGCCAGUGGCGUUUUUCACACCUGGUUUUGGUCUGCCCCAUGUCAAUCUCAAGCAGUAUAAGAAGAUGGUCACUCUCAAUUUCUGCCAGGACUUCCAGACUCUGAUUGGCCGCGAGAUCUGUGGAUAUGAGCGUCAGGUCUGGCCGGGACUCCGUGCCGUGUCCGGUGUGAAGUAGAGUGGGCGCACUCUUUUCGUCCUGCAGCCUGAUGAGAUUUGUCUCGAGGCAGACCUCCUCCACGUGCUUUCCAGACGCGUUCCUUUCUGGAUAUCCCCAGAUGGGGGACUGAGCAUUGAAAUCUCCCGCAAUUAUCGUUCGUCUAAAGACCGUCUCCCCUCUGGUAAGGAUCGUGAUCUUAUUGCUGGGAGUGUUAUAAACGUUCGACACGGCGAAAGUUUUGCCACAUUUAGUUCUUACGAACUUUUACAAAUAAGUAUUUUUAAAGGAAAUUUUUACGGCCUGCUCAUACAUUUACGGCAUUUUACGGACAGUUCGUAAUCAUGCCCUCGUAAUUGAGGUUUCCGAUGAUUUCCCCCGGUUUUUGCUACCUCUCGGUGAUCCUUUCUGUAGCACACUCAUAUUAUUAAAAUUAAAACUAAAAAUAAAAGAAAAUAAUCUUAGUUCCUUCUAAUUCUAAAUUAGAUUAAUAAGACACGAACAAAUUGUGUCAAUAUAACAAUAUAAGUUACGCUUUAAUAAUAAUUAUACAUUAUACACAAGUAAACGUUUCGGCACAUGCUUUCAUCAGUACAAACAAAUAAAACACAUUUAAAUAAGUAUAAAUUAAAUUUACAUAAUAUAAAUAUAAAUAUCUUACCUAAAACAGAAAAAAAAAAUAGGAGAGGGCGCUAAAACCAGACAAAAACAAAGUAAAGAGAAGUAGAAAGUAAGUGAUUUUAACAUAAUUGUAAAAACCAAACAAGCCUUCAAACCCCUAGUGCAGGAUUUCCUCAUCAACACCAGUAACAGAAACAUUGCAAAUCCCAUCUACAUGCAUAGGUGCCAAAAUGAUCAAUAAAUUGAUCGUGGGCCCUUACGAUAUAGAAGAAGAAGAAACAGGAAAAAGACAUGGCAGCUAGGUAAAAUUGUGGAUUUGGUUAAUUCCAUAUGGAGACAACGUACCAAAUCUGGUUAUUAAUUUAUUCUCCAUAUAGGUUCUAUCUGUAGUGUUACUAGUAUAGAGUAUACCAGUCAUUGCGUUGUCUGAGAUUCCAUCAUAGUUAGGGCUAUGGAAAUGUUCGGAGACCGGACCAUCUACAUGCAUAGGGGCCCAAAUGAUAAUAAUAAUUGAUCGUGGGCCCUUAAUUAAGAUAUAGAAGAAGAAGAGCGUGCUUAUUUAUGUUAUAGAGGUGCUCUCUGAACCGGUCCCCAAGGCGACGACCUGUCUCUCCUAUGUAUAAUUUACCGCACUUUUUGCAAAUGAUGGUGUAAAUCACGUUGCGACUUGUUCAGGUAAAGCCAUCUUUUAUUCUGAAUGCUUCCAGAGGGAAAGUGAUCUUAUCAGUUUCGAUCACGUAGGGACAUGAGCUACAACGGCUACGGUUGCAACUUUUUGUGCCUUUAUGUGCUUUAAUAGUAGGGAGGUGGCUUCUUACUAGCAUGUCCCUAAGGCUCUUGUCCCUCCGGAAAGCGAAAAGAGGAGGUUUUCUGAAAAUCUCAUUUGUGACAGGGUCUGCCAUCAGAAUUGAGCGGUUUUUUCAGAACCAGAGAGCGAGCUUUUAGGUUGUGGAGAUGAAAAGUUAAAAUAAAUUUCUAAUUCUAACCAUGGCUAUGGCCCUCUUGAGAACCCCAUAGGCCUUGUCAUAACCAAGGAUUCACUCAAUUUGAUCAGAUUAAUACUAUGUUGUUCCAAAUGGUGAAAUGUUAAAAUGAUUUUGUUAAAUUAAGAUAAGUUUAUUUAUAAUUUGGUAUGGAAGUCACAUUUUUAACACAAAUAAAAGGGCUUAUAUAAAUUUUAUUUGUAUAAUUUUAUAUACAGGGUGGGCCAAUAAAAGUGAGAACAUCUCGUAGCAUAUGAGUUAUUUCAAAACUCAAAUAUUUAAAUAUUUACUCUGAGUCUAUCUAAUCUUCUAAAGAUAUUGAAAGAACAUGCAGAAAAUUUGCUGGACUAUGUCUAAAUUACAAAAACGUUAAGCAAAAAACAUUAAAAGAUGCAUCAUAGUAAAAAAAAUAAAAAAUAAUUAAAUCACAUUUUACGAGAUGUUCUCACUUUUAUUGGCCCACCCUGUAUAUUUUAAAAAGUUUAGUCUAAUGAAUAAUGAUGAAUUGCCAGUUAACAAACUAAUUCUUCUAAUCAGCUGUGAAGGCAUGACGCACACUGUACCAGAAGUAUUUUUAUAAUAUAUAAUGAAACGUGGUUGAAAUAUUUUCUUUUGUUUAUGACAUGAGUGGUUCAAAUAACCAAGAAUUUACAAUUUAAUUUUAAAUAAAUUAUCAUGUGCUUUCUCGGAUGAUAGGCAUAUUGUCUUACAUAAUAAACAGACAUCUCUUCCCCACACAAGAAAUGUAACUUUAAGACUUCAGAUUUAUUUUUACUUAUAAUAAUCAAAGCGUACGUAUUUACUAUUUAUAUUUACAUCAAAGAAAAAAUAUUUUUAUCGCUUUAAAAAGAUAAUAAUACAAUAAUAAAAGGUUAACUUGUACAUUUUAUCAUCUUUUUUUUUUAGACCUGGCUAUAGCUGGCACCUGUCCCUUGAGCAGGACCAAAAUGGCGACACUGGUGGAAGGACGGGAAUAUGGUCUAGCUUCAAAUACUUUAUCUGAAGAAAAUAAAUCAGUAGUUCAUUUUAAAUUGACAGAUACAGCUUUGAAAACAUUAGAUAAUUUUUCUAAAAUAAAGGUGAGUAGUCUAAAAUAAUCAUUUCAUACUUUAAAUAGUCAACAUUUGGUGGUUCUAUUUCGUGUUUUCAUAAUGGAGGAAAGAAAAGGCCCACUAACCACUAAUACGCUGGGCUUAGCCCAAUUAUGGCUUAAUAAUAAUGAGUUAAUAACUAGCUAACUGAAUGUAUAAGAGUGGGUAUCGUAAUAUUAACUGAUGACCCCAUGAUUUUCGCCAGUGUUUCUUCUUUAAUUUUUAUUGUACUUAGUUGGGUAUAUUUAAAAAUACCAGUGUCAGUGAUGUCCUAUAUGGCCAAUGGCUUUGAUUACUUUGAUGGAGCAGCUAUUAAUAUAUAUCUAUAUGGUGGAAAACAUAAACAUAUUGAAUUUGAAUUGUCAUUUAGUUUUAGGCCUAGAGCAUAGGCCUAUUACUGAGUUGAUGGGGGGUGAAGUCAGCUGUUGGGUUUAUUAAGUUAUUGACUUUCCUUUCUAAUUCAGCCAUGUCAUCAUAAUUAGAAAAUUUGGUUAAAAUGCAGUUAGUGGCCAGGCCAUAAAUGUCUUCCACAGUAUAGGCCUAUACGUCAUGGAUGUUCCCCAGGUGAACUAGCGACCAUAGUUCCGUUUCUCAAUAUUUAGAAAUUUUACUGUAUUUAUUUGUUUUUUCUCUCAUUUAUUAAUUUUUGUCUUAAAAGAGGGGGGGGGGGGACGGACACACUUCCUUAGAAAUUAUUUUGUUUCUUAUUUUUUUUAUUGAAUUUGUAGGGGGGUGGUUUUUUUCGUUUCUUAAUUUUUAGAAUUUUUACUGUAUUUAUUUGUUUUUUCUCUGAUUUAUUAAUUUUUGUCUUAAAAGAGAGGGGGGGGGGGGACGGACACACCUCCUUAGAAAUUAUUUUGUUUCUUAUAUUUUUUAUUGAAUUUGGAGGGAGGUGGUUUCCCCUCCUCAGAAAAUUAUGUUGAAAUGUCCCGUUAAAUUGCGAUACAAAAAUUAUAUAAAUGUGUGGCGUGGCAUGCGGAUAUUUAAUUUUAAAACAUAAUAAACAGCACUUUUUAUCUGGUGUUCACCUUGUGGGGUAUCAGCAAGGAUGAUUCUCUCUUCCUAUUUCCUUUUGAAACGGAAACUUAUAAGUUGAAUUUUAACAAGAACAGAAAAAAAAGUUAUCGUUCUCAUAGUUUAGGCCCAGCUGUUGGUCCUGUCACCCUAAGUUCAGGGUUGUGAUUUCCCAAAGUGACCUCACUGCCCUUAGGGUGAGACAACUCUUGGCAAAACCGAUGCUGUUAACUGCACAUUUACCGAAAAUGCAAUUCAUUAAAUAAAUUAGAAGUCCCAUUAUUUUGAAAUGCAUUGUUUCUUUUAUAAGGGAUGUGAGACUUAUUAAAAGUAGAAAAACAGUUAAGGUGUGAGAUUGGUCAAACAAUUAGGAUGUGAAGUGUAUAAAAGGUGGGGAAACACUAGUGGGUCCAACUAACUACUAUAACAGUGCUGCAUAAGCCAAGGUAGGACAGGCCUAUUUCUAAUUUAUAUAUAGGCCUAGAUUUGAUAGAUUUGGCCAAAAAAAUGUAUUAGAGUUAGAGCUAUGCUUAUGCUUUUCCUAGUGCUACCAUAUGUUAAUGAAUUAACUUAUGUUUUCAGCCAAAGUUAAUUGUAAAAUUUAAAAAAAGGGUGAUAAAAGCCUAAAAUAAAUGUUGCUUAAACUGUACUUGCCUAGAUCUAGACCGACUUAAGUAAAACAAUUAGUCCUUAGUUAAAUUUAUUAAGCCUAGCCUAGUUAAAGGUUAAUCUGAUUAUGGGUUACAUUUUUUUACUACCAGUUAAUCUUGUGUUGUUUUUUUUUGAAGUAUGUCAAUGUAAACAAUUUUGAAAGUGUCCCUGGCGCUUUUACGUCUACUCUAGUCUGUUCAACUUAACAAUUCUAUAACUGAGAAUGUCCCUGGAUGAAUUUGAACCCUUCUUUUAUCAAUAUAAAUUUCCAGCUUCCUCUUCCAUCUUGAUACAAUGAUGUCAUGUGAUCUCAGCUACAUUAAUUUAAAGUCAUCAAUACCUGGGGGCUCUACUAGAACUAGGUUAUUUCUCCAUAAACUAAACAUUCAUCAAUUUUAUUAUAAAAAAAAUCUAUGUAAAUAAUACACAUUUGAAUGUAAAAGCCCUCUACGACUCACUUAUUCAUUCAGCAUCAGUUUAACCAUUUUUCAAAACUUUAUAAAUAUGAAAAUGUGCAAUAACUUUGAAUAAGAAUUCAAAGAAAUAGUUUGAAUGAUGGAAUACAUCUGGAUAAUUGGAUUGGAAAAGGGCAAAACUUUUAUUUAUGUGAAUUAUAAAUUAGAAACAUUUUCAAUUAUUUUAUGUUGCAUAAUCAGCCUGGACAUGGUUGAUUUAAAUUUCUGUAUAAUUUGUUGCUUUGGUCCAUGCAAAGAAAGGAAUAAAAAAAAUUUGUGCACUUUUCUAAUAAAGGUUCUAAAAUAGUAUUUUUUAAAUCAAAUUUCUUUUUAAAAAAGACACUUAUUUUCAUAGUAAGUGAACAUUUAUUGCAGGGUUUUACAGCCUGGGGUGGUGGGGAUAAGAAAAACCCUAGGGGUAAAGAGUCAUUUCAAGGGAUUUGAGGAAAAACGAUUUUAAGUACAAAAGAGACAUUACAGACCUGCCAACCCUUCCGAUUUUGUAGGAAUUAUACAGAUUUUUUACCCUGCAUUCGUCAGUCAGAAAAACUCCUUUAAAUUCAGAUUUUCCGAACAUUAUAAUUUUUCGCCCAUCAUAAAAAUCCGAAAGCGACAAAAAAAAUAUUAAUAAAUUGGAUAUGACUAGAAGUGUUGCAUUUUGAUGAUGACACUUUCUUUGUUUUUAUGAAUAAGUUCUCGAGAUAUUCGUCCGGCUAUUACUAUUAUGUUAUAUAUUUGACCUAGUCACAUGACAGUUGUAUCAAAGUUGUGGAGUAUUACGCACAAGAUAUUUGUCUGGCAGCCUUGUCACUUGACCGCUAAUAGUCGAUCAGAGUUUACGGUAUUUCAUUUCAACAAAUUCAAGUUAGUCUGGACAUUGACAUGAAAUAGGAAUAUGUUCAAUUCUACAAAAGAAAUACUAGAACCAUUGCUGGUAUAUAUAAUGAACAAAUGGUUAAAAGGGGACAAUGUUAAAUAAAGCGUGACAUGCCCGUUGGCUGAAUAUCCCACACACUAUUUGUCCAUCGCUAGAUGUGUGGACACUGCCUUGUUUUUAUCAAAGCAAAUCCCCCUAAUCUAUAAAUCAUUCUUCAAUCAUCAAUUGAUUUGAUCUUGAUUCAUACUUGUACUUGGCUAAAAAAUAAUUCAGUUGUGUUGUGACUUUUUUAUGUUAAAGCUUUUCUUCUUCUUCUACAUAUUAAGGGCCCACAAUCAAUUUAUUGAUAAUUUUGGCUCCUAUGCAUGUAGAGGGGAUUUGUAAUGUUUCUGUGCCGGGUGUUGAUGAGGACAUUUGACUGAUUUCCAGUGCCACUUUGUGAGGAAAUUAUGCGCUGGGGGUUUGAAGGCCAGAGGCAAUAGACACAAAUGAGUCUAGUGUUGUCGCCUCAACUGUUCCUUUUGAAAGCUUGUUCCAGUCCCUGAUUGUCUUGGGCAGGAAUGAGCAGCUCCUUUACUGGCUUCUUGCUGGUAUGAGCCUGAAUUGCCUGUCAUGGCCUCGUCACUGUCUAUGGGGGAGAGGGACGAGUUUCUGUUUAAUUAUUUAUCUUAUAUAUAAUGGAGAGCCUGGAUUGUCCUUGUCGUUCCUCCAAUGGUGACAAGCCUAGUGGUUCCAGCAUGCUGCCAACACUAGAGGUAUUCCUAAAGCGGUUCAAAAUUGAUUGAAAGUGGUGGGUACAAUGAUAUUAAUAAAAAAAUUUUUACACAAACAAAACAACUAUUGCAGCUAAGCAGGUGAAUCUACAUCUGUCUCUAAUUUCUUCGCUAAGGAAUCGGAUGAUUCAGUUAUCAGAUUGGAAGUUUUAUUUACCACCUUUCUUAUUGAAGGAAAUAUUUCUUUAGCCAACUCCGAUCUUUUUUAGUUCUAGAGUCAAGGAAAUGUUUCCAGGCUCGCAGAUUGCUAGAAGAUUGUGAGAAAAAUUACAAUGAAACAAGGGCACUAGAAGAUUGUGAGAAAAAUUACAAUGAAACAAGGGCAAAGAUGAAAGUUUUUUUUCUUGGCAGGUUGGGAGGUCUGCAUUAUUUUAAGUUAUGAUAUGAUAAAAAAAAAUGUUCCUUUGUGUCUAAGUCACAAGUUUAUUAUCUUAGUUCUUUUUUUGCAGUUGAAUAAAUAAAUUAGAACUCCAUUAUUUGCAAAAUUCAAAAUGAAUUGUUACUUUUGUGGGGGGAGACUUAGCAACACAAUUUGUUUGGAGUGCAGGACUUGUCAAAUCAUUUAUAGGGGCGCAGUGUAAAGAAAAGUUUGGGAAACAAUUUUUUAGCUUUGUUUUGACUAUUAUAAAGCUGUCUAUUCUGUGUUUUGUUAACUUGGUUUGAUUUUUUAAAAUUUGGGGUUGGGUCAAGGAGAUAUUUUUUAUUGUUAAUUUCUCCCACAGUAAAUUACGUCUACAGAAGACCGAUAAACCAAAACUGUUAUAUUUUUACAAUAUUAUCUCAAAAACGUAUAAACAAGUCAUAGCUGAACAAAGUUUUUUGGGGCUUUGUUUUAAGCUCUUUCAUUUUUAACAAAAUUUCUAGAAAUAAAUUUUGAUACACAACUUAGUAAGUUUAUUCUAUCAAAACAUGAUGGUUCCUCAUUUGUCACAGUCUAGUCUAUUAAAAUUUAAAUCACCUUGUCACUGUUUUUAAAUUAAUAAGUUUUGUUAUUGUUUUUCAGAGCAAAUUUGUGAGGUCAUCAUAUAGGGAAAAAGAGUCAAUUAUUUCUUAUUAUAUCUCAUAUGCUGCUUUUUGUCAUGGAAUUAGUCUUCCAUUUAACUUUAUUUUCUUUUCUUCUUUACAGAGUGGAAAAGCAACAAUACAAUUUCACGGAAAUACUGGGGUAAGAUUUGUGAACAAUAUUCUUGUCAUUUCACGAAUGUGGUUUCAAAGAAAGCAGUAAAAGGAAAAUACAAAGAAAUCGUGUUUGAUUUUUGUAUUCUGUUUUCAGAGAUAACUAGUUUCACUAAACUUUAAAAAAUGAAAUGACAGUUGCAAAAUAUUAAUCCUUCACCUUAUAAUUCACAGAUAAUUAAAAUCCCUAGCCAUGGAAAUCAGCCAGAGCGAAUAUUCCAGAUAUCCAUAUCAGCAUUACCAGGAGAUCUUAAUGGUAGUUUUGACUGUAUUCAACAAACUUCAAAGUAAGUGCUAAUAUUUUGAAAAUGGCCAUGUUUUGUGAUCUAGAUAGCAGAAUAAACAUUUUUUUUUUUUUUAACAAGCUAUCAAUUACACUUGAUGAUUUUAUUAUUGAUCUUCAAUUGAUGCUUAAUCAAGUAAUGGCUUUAUCAAUGGUUUCUCAGGCGAGAAAGCUGCAGUUAAAUGUUUAAUGCAAUGAAUUUUUUAAAAGAAUUUCUUUAAAUUCUGGGGUAAUUCAUUGAGUAAUAAAAUGUUUUGUUUUAUUAAAUGAUUUAUUUGCUUUGAAAAUAUGUUCCCCCUUUACACCAUGAAUAAGUUUUUGUCCAAGCUCUUAACUGGAAUGAUUUUAAUAUGCCUGAAUGAACAAUAAAUGGGUUCAAUUACAAUUGUCACAUGGGUAAUUAAAAAAUCAUAUUUACCUGUUGCAAAAUUAAAAACCCUAAUAAAAUAACAGUAACAGUAUUUCUCCCCCCCCCCAAUGUCUGGAACUAAAGAUAGAUAACCUUAGAAAAAGCAGUGUAUGUUCAGAAAAUGCAGUUGUGUCCCUUUUUUAAUUUUUACACAUUUUACCCUACAAUAACACUUAUUUUAUUUCUUCCCCCCCCCCCAAUGUCUGGAACUAAAGAUAGAUAACCUUAGAAAAAGCAGUGUAUGUUCAGAAAAUGCAGUUGUGUCCCUUUUUUAAUUUUUACACAUUUUACCCUACAAUAACACUUAUUAACAGCUUUUAGUUUGUAGAGAACUAUGAGUUUUGAUUACUCAAAUUUUGAAACAAAAUUUUGGACAAGAAUAUUUUGCUAAAUCAAGUUAUUUCACUGAUAAUGAAUGAUAGGGGUAGACUUCAAUAAGGUUUAGCCAAUGAAAUGAUUUACAUGUUGGCAAAAAGCUUUCUUCAUCAAACAAAAACAAGUGAAAAUAAAAAAAAUUAUAAAGAACAUAUCAAAUGCUAUGUGGUGUUUGAGAUAAAACUGAAAGGAUCAUAUCAGUGCAUAUUUAAGAAGUAACCAGUUGAAACUAUAUUAUUUCAGUAAUUUGUCAAGUCUUGGUACUAUGCAACAUAGGGUAACUGUGCUUGCUACUGAUGAUGUGUAUGACCGCACUCGUGCCAAAAUGACAAUGGCAGAAGAAGAGAGUAAAAAAGUGUGGUAAGUUUGAUUUUGUAUUCUUGGACAUAGGAUUAAAUUGUAUGUGACUUCAAUAGCAUAUUUUUUAAUGCUAACUGUAAAUGUAAUUAAUUAAUGUUCAUUAAAUGUAUUUAUUUAACAGCACCAAGGAGAUUAAACCUAGUGGUCGUCAUAUUAGCAAAAGAGUCAAAAAGGUGUUGCUUCCUGGAAGUCUUAGAAUUCCCCCGCCGGUAUCUAAACCGAGCACUUUAGCCUCUGUAGCCAAACCAACGACCUCCAUCAGUGGAACCAGCCGUCAUGCUUUUGGACCUUCUUCAUCAUCAUCAUCAUCAUCGUUGCCACUGUCCAGUUCAACAGCAAGUCCAAAUGUACCUGCUUCUAGUCAUUCGUCAUCAGUUAUUGUGCAGAGCAGACAAUCUCCCACACCUAGCUCCAAUAAUUCUGUCUCUAAACCUUCAAGUAGUAAUCAGUCACGUGUUUUGACCUCUUCAACCACAAAGCAAUCUUCUGGUGCCAUUAACAUGCCUUACAGGUGAGCAUAUUAUGGUGAUAGAACAACAUUAAAUGAUGUUUUGUCAUUGGCAUAUACAUACCUUUGAGCAAAUAGCAAUUUAAUUUUUAGCACCAAUUAUACAUUUUCAUGUAGACAUGGCUUGUAUGGAUGAAAUUCCUGUGUUACAUAGCUUGAUGGAAUCAACCAUUUUAAAAAAUAUUCGGCUGAAUAUGCAGUGAUACAAGUAAAGAAUUAAUAUUGACCUUUACCUGAUCUAUUUUCUCUUUUCGCCUGCUUAUAACCAAUAAUGUCUAAAUAAUUUAUACAUUGCAGGGACCGUAUUAUACAUUUACUAGCACUCAAGCCAUACAAAAAACCAGAACUUAUUUUGAGGCUUCAAAAAGGUAUUUCUCUUCACUUCCAUAAGCAAGAAAUAAUUAUAUCGGGCCUGUUGGAAUUUUGUGUACAAUUUACGAUUUUUAGGUGUCUUUUAGGAUCGUUACAACUUCACCGCUCUGAAAAUAUAUACAUUCCAGUAGAAUUUUGUAUUAAAAAAAAUUAAAAUUAAAAAGUACUUUUGUGAUUGUUGGUUUUAACCUACUUUAAUCAACCAGCAGUGAAUGGAUCUAGAAAUACGAUUGGUUGGGGACCAACUAUAAUUAUAUUACAUUUGUCCUGAGAGGGGAAGGUGGUUGUGUUGAUUUAGGAGAUUUUGGGUACGUGUGUGUAUGGGGGCGGGGUCUAAAUAUUUAAAUCAAUAAAAUUAACAUCACCACAUUUUUGUAAGGAUAGUGAUGGUCAUAUUGUUGCUUUGUGUGUUUUCAUAAAUAACUUGAUAGACACGGCAACACUCAUGUUAGAGUUAGUGACAAUUUUAGUCAAUCCUCACUUUUUUUCUUCUGUGUUACAUGAUUUUAUUUUGUGGCAUAUAAUUAUUUAGUUCGGCGAAGCACAGUGAGUGUAGAAACACAUUCUUAACUGUUGCGCACAACAACAUUGGAGUUCGACAAAUUUUAUAGGGUUUGAGAGGGCCGUUUAAAUCUAUUUUUAGAAGGCACAAAACAGCUGUUUGAUUUGCCCCGUUUUGGUUCCAACACUCCUGUUCCUUUCACUCAUUUAUAGCUUGUGAUAGUUAAUAAUUGAAGGACUGCAUUCAUGGUAUCUGAAUUUACAUUUCAACAGAGAGCAUCGUAAAGGUGUAUUAGAUGUAUCCAUUACGGCACUAAUUUCCUGUAGAGAGUUUAAGUGGAAAACAAAAUUAGUCAGCUUUACGGCACCAUAUCUCCAUAUGGUAUUUAUCAAAUACUCUCCCACUAAUGUUUGAUUGAAGCUUCAACAUACUUUUUACUAUUUCAUUGUGAUAGUUAUCAGAGUAUAAAAUAGUAGCGGGAAAUAGGCUUACUGGAUAUUGAUUCCAAUUUUUUUUUAAAACCCAGAUUUUCCUAGAUUAUAAAUAUCAAGUUACUUGGUAUGUUUUUUAAAUGAUGUCAAAGUUGUUACUUAAUUCUUAUUUUAAUAAAUUUUAUUUUAUCCUGAUCUGACAUUAGUUUGAGCCACGUUAAAUUUCGUCAGUAACUUUAUUUUUACCAGUGAUGGUGUGUCAAAAUGUAAUCUGCAUUUUCACUGAAUAUAAAUUAAUAUCCAAAGCAAAGGCAGGUCUGCAAAACAAAGUGACAACAAAUUUUAAUAUAAACGUCGGUUGUCUACUUUUAGAAUUUACCUUUUUUUGAUGUCAUCUUAACUCAAUCCCACUAGAAACACAAUGAGAGUAGUUAUUGUAUACAUUGUAAAUACUGUAGGUUUAUUUAUUUACUAUUAAGAUGUAUUUUAGGAGUUUGAGAUGAAUUUAUUUGAAUUUAGGAGUUCGAGGGUAAACUGGUGUGAUAUUUUAAAAAAAAUUAGAUGUAUGAUUUAAAAAAUAUGUUUGAUCAAAAUAGAAUUGCAGUAUGAAGUCAUUAUAUUCCUGAAUUUUAAAAUAAAUUUUAAGAAGACUAAGAAGAGAAACUUUUCUAACUUUCUUGCUUAUAGUAAUUUAAGUUUAAUUUUGUAUAAGACCCUCAUUAUUUCUUGUUUAUUUAUAGGUAAGCAGCUAUAUACUAUAAUACAUAUAUGACUAUGAUACUGUAGCAUGACUUUUAUGGUUACCUUUUUCCCAAGAUGGCAUUCGAGAAAAAGACAAGAACUCCCUGGGCACGGUACUUCAACAGGUAGCCACCCUUAAUAGAGACAACAGCUAUACAUUAGCCAGAGGUGCAUGGGCUGAUGUUAGACUUGAAUGGCCAUUUUAUUCAGAGCCAGAUAAGAUAUUACUCAAAAAGUAAGUAGAUAAACAAUAAAGUGGUGGAUGGCUUUUUGAAAAAGAAUUAUUUAUUCAACCGCAACUAUUUGUAUCAUUACUGAUUUCAUACUUAUUAUAAAGAGUAUAUUUUUCUUCAUUAAAACCCCAAUAAAUUUUCUUAUUUUAUAUUUUACAAAUGUUAAUACGACUGUUUUUUUUCUUCUUAAAACUAUAUUGCUAGUUGAAAUUUAUUGUCUGUACAUGGAUAGUUUUAAAAAGAAAUGGGUUUAAAUUAACUGAUAGUAAAUGGCAUCCAGCAGAAUUUAAAAUCAAACAUUGUUUAAAAAUAAGCUGUCAAUAAUAUUACAAAUGCACAGCUAAGCUUGGAAACAGGCAUAUGGCAAAAGUUGUACCAAAGUACAGAUAUUAAUUUAUAAAAUAAGAGUCAGGAGACAUAGUUGAUAAUAUUUAAUCUUGACUAUUAUCUGAUAAUUAGUUUUUACAAGCAGUGAAGACACCAAUGUUUGUGAUACUGGUAUAGCAUCUUAACCUUUUUCUUCUCCCUUACAAAUACUAAAAGUGUAUAUUAAAGUUAAACUUUACCCACGGAAAAGAUAACCCUUAUUUCAGUGCUGUCCAACCAGUGGGCAGCAUUAAAUGGCCCCACCACAACUUGAGAAAUUCUUAUGAUAGGUGUAAAAAAAACCACAACAUUUUAAGGUGAAAAUAUUUUCAAACCACAUGCGUUGGUUCAGUUUUAUUGGGAAAUCGCAUGAGCAAGUAGGUUGUAACAUGGACAAGAGGGAGGUCACAUAAACUAAGGAGCUGAAGGGCUUGACAGGAAGCAGUAAUGUUAAGCACAUCUGCAAAGCAACCAUUUGGGAAGCACAGUGACAUAAAAUGGGAUACUAUCUUCUCCUUCUUUCUCUUGCUUGUACAGGGGAGGCGUCGCAUGGUAUAAUUACUAACAGCAUUUGAAAGAUAAAAAGAGAAUUGAAAAGUAACUUGUGUGUAGCUAUUUGGUCAUUAGAAUAAACAAUAUAUAAUUUUUAAGAGAAAUACUUAUUAGUUGGAAUAUAUCAGAAUAUACAAUACUCUUUCAAAGUAUAUAUUAUAAGCAUUGUUUCAUAUAAUUUUGCUGCUUUGGAAGAAAAGAGAAUGUGGCGAUUUUAUCUUCUAUUUUAUUUAUUAUUAGCAUUAUGAGAUGAUAGAAUAUUGAGUUUGAAAAUGUCAAUGUGCGGAUUUAUUUUUUUUGUUAGAAACCUACAGCUAGAGAGUAGAACUGCACCCACAUCCCCAGCUGUUUCUCCUGCUAGUAAUCCUGAAAGUCCAGGAAACUCACAGGUAUGCUAUAUCUUGUUAUAGUAAGUUCUUUCAGAAUAUCAACUGCUUUGAAAACAUACAACAUUUUUAAAGGAUAAUUUUUGUGAUCGCAUGAGCAGAUAUCCUACAUUUUAAAGUAAAAAUUUUUGCAUGUUUAAAAUAAAUACAUUUUUUUAAAUUUUAAAAAAACAUUUUAAAUAUUUGCAAUAAAUCUUUACAUAAUGCUAAGAAACGGAAAUUGGAAGAGGCCGAAGAUGUUGCUGCCAAUCCCAAUCAGAAAAAAAGAAUAGCACAUGCUGACCGGCGGCAGGCCGAAGAAAGACCUGUCAGUGUGGUUAAACCCACACUUAAUCAGCAAACUUCACCUUCGGCAAACAGGGAGAAUUUUGAGGGUAAGCAUAGGGUUUCUGUGAUACUUCAGCUCUUCUACCUUAUUAAUUGAUGUAACAUCUGUAGCUAUGUGCAUUUCGUACUUAGACAUGGCAUACAAAUAUGCAACUGUGUAUUUACAGAGUUCCUUUAAUCAUUUUAGGUAACUUUGAAGCAAUUUAAAGCACUUCUAAUAAAUAAAUUGACUACCAGAUUUGAGCUAAGUUUUUUUUUUUAAUGAGGAAAAUGCCUUUCUGUGAAUCACUGACCCAUGUGUACUGGCAGUAAGUGCUUAUAAUUUAACUUUAACAAAUAGUUAACAAUAUAUACCAAUGACACUGGUGUAGGAAGUGGGGGGGGGGGGCAGUGUAGGUGGUUGGUCUGACCCAGGCUGCACAUUUUUGGCCAACGUCAGGUUUUUUAAGGGGGAAGGGGGGCAUUCCCACCCCUAGCUCAGGGGUCGGCUAAUUCGCAUGUAGCUCUUUAGCGACCUGAGUGCGGCUAAUAUAUACCAAUGACACUGGUGUAGGAAGUGGGGGGGGGGGCAGUGUAGGUGGUUGGUCUGACCCAGGCUGCACAUUUUUGGCCAACGUCAGGUUUUUUAAGGGGGGAGGGGGGCAUUACCAGCCCUAGCUCAGUGGUCGGCUAAUUCGCAUGUAGCUCUUUAGCGACCUGAGUGCGGCUCCUGCAAGUCGCCCACUAAUUAGUUUUUACUCCGUAAACAGGUUCUUGAAAAGAAAUUUGGCUCUCUAAAAAACUUUAAUCAUCCUGCUGCUGAUUUUUGACUAUUUUGACUUAAUGAGUUUGCCGUCCACUGGCCUAGCUGCACCACUGAUAUAUGAUGAAUGAAUAAGACCUCAUAUUUAAAUUAAAUUGUUUUAGCCAACCAGCUAAUUAAGUAGUGCAGCAAAAACUAAUGUAAAUUGUCUCUAUGUAAUGUAAGUUGUCUCUAUGGAGUGUAGUUAAAUGAGUGAGAUGAUGUUCUUGCUUUAAAUCAAUUUUCUUAAAGUCCAACUGUUAAUUAAAUGUAUAUAUUUAAUGUUUUUAAAUGUUACGGUGAGAAUGUCUAUGUUGAAACGUUUGCCACAAAAUUUAUUAAAAUUCAAGGGUGUGAACACAAUUUGAGACACUUUGGCUAGAUGAUGGUUUUAAGGUAAUCUGCAUGUCGGUAUUCUUUCAGCUCAUCAUAAUUGAAAUGGAAUUAUUAGUUUUAGGUGCCUUUUGUUAUGGAGUAAAAUCUCAUAAAAUAAUUAAAAAAAAAAAUGCUAUUUAACAAUCUGCUUUUUUUCUACAGGUAACACAGAUGAAAAUAACUCGGAUAAACCAGAUUAUAUAAGGUAAGUUGUUAAAAAGACUCAAUGUUUUAGUGGUGUGAUGCUAAAAAAUAAUUAGGUAUUUAAUGUAUUUUGUCUAGAUGACGUAAGACAUUUUUAAAUGGACUUGAUGACAAAAUAAGUAAAUACUUACAUAAAGCAACAUUUUCAUGUCAGGCAUGUUAACAUAAGUUUCUUUGAAAGUGAAAUGGAUAAGUUGAUAAUAAUUUUCUUUUGUUCAUUUCCAGUAAAUUUAUUCACAUAGAAGACAGCGAACAGCGUCAACAAUAUAAGCAAGAGUUCAAUAGAGAAUAUGCAGAAUACAGAGAGCUACAUAAGGAGGUUGACAUGGUGGCUUGCAAAUUCCAAAACCUGAGGUCUCAGAUCAAUCAAACCGAAGAGGGCACACCUGAUUUUGAAGUAAAUAAUAUUUCCAUUUAAUUGUAGGCAUAAUUAAUAACUGUAGUUUUUUUGCAUCCAUCCAUCUCCUAGAGAUGAUUUAAUUUCACACCAGCCUUUGAUGUAAGCAAUUAGCACCUCAUUGGCAUACUUCUAACCAACAGGUCUUUCAGUGAUCGUGAACAGAGGCUAAUUUAAUUUCUCAGUUCAGCCAAAAGCUUCAAAUCUUUUGCAAUCAAGAGCAAUGGUUGUGUUUCUUCUACCAGUUAUUGUAAUAAUAACGAUACCCAUAACUAUAACUGUGAUUAAUUAAGAAAUGGUAUGAUUAAAUUACCUACAAUUUUUAUUGAUUAGAUUUUCAAAUUGAAAUACGAUAAUUAUUAAUCAUCUGCCAAUUAAUUUGCAUUAGCUGAUUUUGUGUGAUCCUGACAGGCAAGAUGCUUAUAUUAGAUAAAAUAAAGUUUGUUGCUUUUAAUUUACACUUUUUCCAUGCAACUUAUAUAUAUUUAUACAGGCUUGCCGCCAAAAUAUUUAAGAAGAAAAUAAAGUAUUGUAAGUUGUGUAAUAAUAGUAAGUUGUAUCACAGCCAUCAGAUGCUGUUCCAUUUGGUCCGUUGUGGAGUUAAAAAAACAUGAAUUGCAUAUAUUUGAAGCAGCAAAAUUAUUUCAUAGUUGACUCAAUGUGCUGCUAACAGUAAUUCACUAAAAUGUUACUCUGGCUGCAUUCAAUGUCAUUCAAACUCAAGUCAGACAUAUCCAUGUCAACAUCCACAUUAUUCCAAGGCAUCAUUCAACUCAAAUGCAAUACAUUUUUAAAGUUUAUCCCAUUUCUCAUCUUUGGCCUCUGAUUUACACAGGUUUUAAAGAAACAAGUAUUGGAGGAAUAUGAAGCUCAGAAGUCAGAUCCCAAAUUUAUGGCCAAAAAGCAGCGAAUGGACUACCUUCAUCAAAAGCUGGGCCACAUAAAACGCCUUAUCCAUGAUUAUGAUCAGCGGAUACAGGCUUUGCCCUGUAGCUAACAAAUGAUGGAAUUAUUGGACUGGCCUGCUUCUCAUGUCUCGAUUACGGAUUUACGCCAUUGAUACCAAAACUUCACAUGCCUACAAUUACCUUUAGAAAAAAAGCGCUGUAUUGUCAUGUUUUCCUGUGUGAGCUUAAGUAGAGAGGUGCUUCCAUUUUAUAACCCUACCCUCUUCCUUUUACACUAUCUGAGACUUCCAUUUCUUUUCUUUUUAAAAGAUGCCUUAAGUUGAUUGAUUUGAAUUAUAUUUCAGCUCCCACGUUGUCCGUUGAAUGUUCACGUUGGCAGGGGAUUAGGUACUGUUGUACCUUGUAAAGUCAAAUCAUUUCAUUAAAAAACCCCCGAAACCCCCACACCCCCCCCCCCCCCCCCCGCGAUCUGUGAUAGGAAGUAAGGAUUUUGUAGACUUGAUUGUUUUGGCGGUAGUCUUUAGCUAUUUAUCCGUCAAUGGUUCAGCAGUAAGUGCAUAGACACUUCUCUUCAUUUACAACAAAAAGGAAUUAGUUUAUUUAUUUUCUAACUGCAUUAAGUAGUAUGAAAUGAAGGAAUUAUUUAAUCCCUGAAACAAAAUUUAUGAAAAAAAUGGCUUCAAAAAUGUAAGUUUUCUAAUUGUUAAAGAACAACCUGCUCUACCUAAUGAAUCAACGUUGUUUUAUAGAACUUAUUUGUUUUUAGAUUUUAAUUUAAUAUCUCAUAUUCUUUAAAGAAUUGAAAAAAUAAAUAAAAAGGUACAUUUCAUAUUUAAAUUUAAGGAAACCCAAUUGUCAAUCUGCUGAAGGUUUCAAGGUUUUAUUUAUUGAAAUCUACAAACUGCUUUCAGGGAUAUACCCUCUUGAAGAAAAACAAUUUUAUUCCUUUUUUUAAUCCAAUACAAAGCAUUAACUGUUGUACAUUUUGUUGUUUCAGUAUUGAGGCUGAUGUCUAAUUCCCUGCUGAACAUCUUGUUACUUGUUGUUUUAAGAUUAUUUGUAAAAUUCCCUGACAAGAAUGAUUUCCUUACUUGAAUAGGAGAGAAUGUUACUAAACAUAACCCACUUGAUAUGAAAUUGACGGUGGUUUGGCAUCAUUUAUGAGAAAUGGUCAAAUUGUUUUCUUGGUGGUUUCCUAGGAAAGUACUUUAAUACAUUUAAAAAAACUAAUUUAUUGAACUUGUUUGAAACUAUCUUAAGUUGUAUUUGUUUGUACCUAAAUGAAACAUGUGGAAACUAUUUGUUUAGUGUUCCUAAAGGCAACAUGUGAAUCUAUAAUUUAAGUUGUUUUUCUUUUUACCUAAAUGAAACAUGUGAAACUAUUUGUUUAGUGUUCCUAAAGGCAACACGUGACUCUAUUUUUAACUUGUUUUGUUUUUACCUAAAGGCAACAUGUAGGCAUGUGGAUAAAUGACACAAUUACUUCCUUUCAAAACUCAAAUCUCUUGAUAUAAAUGAAGGAUGUGAAUUAUUAUUUUAUUUGAGGGUACUGAUCUUCACCUAGCCCUGAAAGUAUGAUUCCAAAAAGAUCUGUCAUUUCCUAUGUUGUUAAUUUAAAGCUGUUCAUAACCUGUACCUAAAGUUCACAUAAAAUUUUUGUACAAAAAGUACAAAAAAAAAAAUUGUGUCCUUAGAAAAAAACCCAAUGACUCUGUGAUAAUGAAACAGUAAUGACAAACAAAAAAAGGUGACCUCUUAUUUGAAUGAGAAUUUUGUUUAUGCCAAGUGCUGUAUUGAUGCUCAAAUUUGUGCUUGACAAAUAUAAUUCUUCUCCUACUCCUUGUGUACUCAAGAGUUGUGUAUCAUUUCUGCAUCAAUAAUUUUGAUUUUCUUUCUUUGACAAUUUUAAGUAUUUAUAACAUUCCUUACCAAAUCUUCUUCAGAUUUCAUGUCAUUUUGAACGUUUGUAACAAAUGAUGGAGGAUAAUUUAGAUUGUAAUCUUUAUCAUUGUUCUCUCAACUGCUGGACACAUGUUUAGUUAGUGGAUGUUAACCAGAUCACUUAAAGAAAUGAUAUGAUUAGAAUUAUUAAUUUUUUUUAGAGUAGUUAGCAGUUUUUUUGUUUUUUUUUGUAUAUUAAGAUUUAAAAAAAAGUCUCUACCUUUCCAUUUCAGCAUUAUUCUGUAGAUUUUUUAACACUUUAAAAAAAUAAUAUAAACCAACUUACCUAAUAAAUAGUAUUAGAAGGUUUGUUAAAGCUAAAUAUUUUAUUCACACGUUACAUCCAUGGAAAUGCUACCUCCUAAAUUCUGUUCUCUAAUUCAUAUAUUGUACUUACUUUUCAAUUUAAAAAGUGGUUACCGGCCAUUUUAUGAUCUUUUAUAAACUGCUGAAAGUCACUUGAUGUAGUAAAAGCUCUUAAGUACCUGAUGCAUACCAGAAUGGUCAUUUAUUUAACAUAAACACCAUAUAAUUGGGAUUAAUGCUAAAUGUUAAUACUGUAUAUAGUAAAUUCAUAAUUUUAAUUGAUUUCAAGGUGAAAUAUUUUAAUGUAAAAAUUUAAACUGCAUGAUUGUGAUGCAGUCUAAUAAUUUAUAACCACUGCACAAAGUCAGAUUUAGUUUUUGCUUCUGUUUAAUGAUAUAAUUUAAACAAGGAAAUAACUUGUAGUGAUCUAUUUGAUCAACAGUGGAUGACGACUGGAAAACUUGGUCAGGCUAUUGUAAUAAUGGGGUCUUGAAAUUACUCCAAAACGUAACUGAAAAAAAAAAAAAAGUCCUAUUUAUUUUAACAUGCCAUUAGCGAAAUGGUCAACUGUGAUAGUUAUAAAUAUGAACACAGUACAUUUGGCUGAACUUGUGCAGUAAGUACUGAUUCAGUUCUGGGCAUUUAACAGUUAAAGAAAUUAUUUCAAGACAUUGAGUGCUUGUGUAUAUAUAUAUAUAGUGUCUUAUCCUAAACUCCAGGCUUCAGCACAUCUCAUCUCUUCAAUUGUAUUGACAAAGCCACUGCUGUCAGAGCAUAGUUUGACGGACAUCAGAUGUAGAAAUGUUUAACCUUCUAGUCUUGGAGUUGUGACAUAAUGUGUUGUCUUGUUUGUCCACUAGCACAUUUCACAGUCAUGUCUCAUUUGUUGUGUACCUAUGUUUGGGGGGUUCUUUCGUCAACCCCCUACAUCACAUUUUUUGAACAUUUAUCCUACUUCAUGGUUAUUUAUAAAGAUUUAAGAUUACAACCACUAACCUAAGAACUCUAUAAACACUGGUUGAUAACUGCUUAAGGUGUAACAUGCCAGUAAUAUUGUGUUAACUCAAUGUUCUAUGUCUUGUGCAAUGUGUCAUAUGUUGAUCGCAUGUUAAAGUGUACAAGUCUUUGCACACUGGUGUAGAAUUUCUGUUGAACUGAGAUCUCUAAAAUAUCAAUUUUCUUAACAUGCAAUAAAAUGUUGGUCUGAGAAUAUGGAGCAAUUAUUUUCUGUUUGUGCUUUUCUAUGUCCAAUGUUUGCUGUAACGCAGAAUUGCUCUUAAUGCCUUACUCUUUGCCAUAUUGAAAUUUUUAUGUUUCCCUUAAACAGUUGGAAAUAAUACAAAAAUCAUGCAAAACUGAAUAAAAUAUGGAGAAAUGAUUUAUAGUGAAAGCAGGCAAUGGUUCCUGUAUACUUAAUUCUUCUUGGUGCACAUGUCUUCAGGCGUAGCUUACAGUUUUCAGGUUUCAUUUGUUUUGUGAAGAAAAUUUAUAAAAGAAAGAAAUAAUAAAAAGUUAUGCAUUGAAGACAAAUACUUAUGACCAGCUAGUCAGUGUGUUUGUAACAUUACUGGCAGGACUAAGUUCACAGCAGGUACAGAAUUGUACAUUAUACAUUUCUUCUUUGUACAGUGUGUAAAUAUCUACACAUUUUAAAAACUGAAAAACCUGCACCUACCUUUAGAGCUUGUAACAGAUUGUCUUUGAGCGCAACUUUUUUUUAUUGUUGCCAUCGGUAUAAAAAAAACCCAUUGAAUCUUACUUAUUGUGUGUCUGUUAAAUAAAAUCUCUAGUAUUUAAUGCCAGGUGUAUGUAAUUACUUGAUAUGUUCAGUGUUAUGUACCAUUCAGAUUAUAGCUUAGCAUCAUUAGUAUUAUUUAGAUUUAUGCUGUAUUGUAUUUCAAAUCACAUAGUGGAACUUGGAAUGGUUUUUGAAUGCAAAAAAGAAAAAAGUGUUAGGGAAAAAAAUAUAAACAGAAAUAUCCAUAACUAUAACAGAUUGAAGACAAGAAUAAGAAUCCCAUAUUUAUUAAUGAUAAAUACAUGACCUUUUUAUGGAAGGUUUUCUUGUUAAACAGGAAGUUUGAGAGGAAGAAGUCUCAUUAAUUAAUUUUUGAUAUUGGUGAAAUGAAAUACAAUGACUGAUGUGACCUAUGUAAACUGAAGACAAAACCCUGUUCCUAUCACUGCUGUCAUAUGAGUCUGUUGACAAGUGAAAAUUUUUGUGUAAAUGAUUUAAAUGUUGCUGGUUUUUAUUGUUGUAAUUGUUUUGUAAAUUUGUUUAUGUAGCAAUGUAUUUUAAUUAUUAAAAAUGAUGAAAAAAAUCUAUGAUAGAUGUGCAGAGCAACAAAGAGAUCCAUGUUUGGUGAUUAAUAUACUUCAGGAACUAUUUGAAUUAUUUGAUUUGACUUGGAUUUUUAUGAUUUCUAAAUCUGUAAAAAUUAAAAGUAAUAUUAAAAGAUUAAACUUGAGGAAAAUGACAAACGAUGAAAAUGUCAUUCAUGUGACAGUUGUUGUUGCUUUACACAUCAUCAUUAAGAGCUAAACUUGACAUUACUUUCUUUAAACUAAAAUAAGCUUUACAAGAAUUAAAGAAACUAAGUCUUUAGCUAAAAAAAAAAAGUAAAAUAUAAAAAAAUUUGCAUUAUGCCAAAUUUAAAAAAAAAAAAAGAAAAAUUAAACUAAAUAUUCUACAAAACAAAUGUAUGGAAAAAAAAAAAAAUAACAAUAUUAAUAAACAAAAAAAAGCUUUAAAAAAAUUAAAAAAAAUAAAUCUUUAGCAAAAAAAAAAAAGUAAAAUAUAAAAAAAUUUGCAUUAUGCCAAAUUUAAAAAAAAAAAAAGAAAAAUUGAACUAAAUAUUCUACAUAACAAAUGUAUGGAAAAAAAAAAAAUCACCAUAUUAUCAGCACCAUUUUGUCCCCAGUCGUUUCCCUUGAAUGCUGAUCAAUAAUGAUUACAUACUGUUUUAACAUUUCAGCUUUCUUGUUUGAUUUAUUAGCAAGAAUCCUAUACUUUGGUUUCUCUAUUCUAAAUCACAUGUGUCUUGUGUAUGUUGUAUACUUGACAGAACUAUCCACAACCCGCAGACCUGUAUGUGUUUGUUCUCUCAAUCAUAUGUGCAACAUACAAAUGACAACUAUCCACAACUGCAGACCUGUAUUUGUUUGUUCUCUGAAUGAUGUGUGCAACAUACAAAUGACAACUAUCCACAACUGCAGACCUGUAUUUGUUUGUUCUCUGAAUGAUGUGUGCAGCAUACUAAUGUGAUUUUAAUUUUUUUUUUUUUUUAUGUUGCUGUAACCCUGCAGAAUCUGCCCAAUGACAUUAGCACCCUCUCAGUUCAUUGACAUUAGCACCCUCUCAGUUCAUUGACAUUAGCACCCUCUCAGUUCAUUGACAUUAGCACCCUCUCAGUUCAUUGACAUUAGCACCCUAUCGGCUCAUUUAAGGCAUUGGCAUUCUCUUACCGUUUAUUAAUUCAGGGUCACUGAACAAUUGGACCUAAGAUGCAAUGUUUGAUACAUUUUGGAAAGUCUGUUUCAUUUCCCAUUUCUGAUAUGCUGAAACCUGUUUAAAAGUAAAAUUUUUUUGGGGAAAAUGUGAACAUAAGAAAACUGAAAUGUUAGUGUGAUUACAUUUUAAAGAUGUUUACAUUUUUUUAAAAAAUAUUAAAAUGCGUUGUGUACCAAUGGCCUCUCAUUGGUUGAUUUGUACUGCUGCAAGCUGUGUGGUGAUCCUUCAAAUGAAAUGUUUUGAAAUAUUUUUUUGUUCAGAAUAUUCCAGUGCUGUAGAGCCAUUUUCCCCCAAUAAAUGUUGUUUGUUGAUAUGACAGAGUCAUAACCAUUUGUGGAUAAAUGCCAUCGGUUACAGUUUUCUCUCCAUGUGGAUAAAUAUGACUUAUUGGGACUCUGAGAAAUGUUUGUUCCCCACUCUACAGAUUAAAUAUAUUUAUAUAUAGUAUAUAUGUACUGUAGAAUUCGCACUAUUAAAUAUUAAUACUGUAAAUUUAUGGAGAGGAAAUGAAUGGUUAUUGAUAGGGCGUAGGUUAAACACCACCUAUGGUGUGUAUCAUUAGUUAAUUAUUGCCAUGAUCCUACACUGAUGACAGGCUGUGGCCUGAUUGAAUAAUCCAUUCAUUGAUAAAUGGGAAAUGAUGAAGCUGAAAUUAAAUUUUUGGUGCUGUGUUGAGAUUUUAAUAUUUUAUUAAUUAAAAAAAAAAUCUAUGCCACUCAUAUAUCAUUGAUUUUCAACAAGAUAUCAAUGUGUGUGGGGUGUUGUAGGGCUACACUGUGUGUGGGGUAUUGUAGGGCUACACUGUGUGUGGGGUAUUGUAGAGCUACACUGUGUGUGGGGUAUUGUAGGGCUACACUGUGUGUGGGGUGUUGUAGGGCUGCAAGGCAUUAAUUGGAUAUUCGACAAACUUGAGAUGGUCAUCUUAAAUAUGCUUUGAAGAUGAUGAUAACCUCACAAAGAUAUCAAUAGUGAUGUUAUUGGAUAACCAUUUCAGCAUUUUCUAGCUGGUUCUAUUAAUUAUUUAGGUAAAAAAAAACUUAAGACUAGACUGAAAUAUUAAUUAGUUGAAUUACAAGAUAUAAAUUGAUACAAUCUUUGAUCAGGUGUUGAUGUUGUUUGAUAUUUUUACAGAUUGAAACUUUCAAAUAGCAGAACUGAAGUUGUGAGACUUAGGAUGAGUUGGUCUGUGUUUUAACUGUACAGCAAUACCUGCCGUACAUUUAUAUUUCCCUGUUGAUGUAUUUAUACAGGGUCUGAUGUAUCUCAUACCCCUGAUUGGUGACGACAUUUUUUUUUCUGUGGAUAUAAGGAAUCUUUCUCAAAAACUGCUUCCAAGCAGGCUCUAUUCCAUGGCAUUUUAAUAUGCUAAAUCUAGUGUUUGUAUUGUGCUAUUUUUGUUUUAUUUCAUCUUGUUUAUCAAAGUCCUCGUUGAGUAGACAAUAGAUGCCGACAAAAAUGUUCGUCAUGUUGCGGAGACCUCACAAUAUGAAGAUAAGUGAAUAAAUUUUUGUUUAAAGUGGAUACGUGAAAUGAACCUAUCAUUAUAAGAAAGAAAGUUUGACAAUUUAAAUCUCAACUUUUCUCCAUGGCAUGAGAAGGAAAUUUUAGAAAUUGGAGUGUAUGAUCACAAGUAGAUUUCAGAAAGUACAUUUCAGAAAGAAAAAGGAAUCAAUAGAUAGCAAUUUUGUAUCAUAGUUGCUGAUAGAGACAUGUUUGAUACAUUUGCAGGAGCUGUACACCUGUGGUUGGGAAAAGUGGGUUGGACUGCAAUAAAGCUUUUCAGUAGACUAAGACACAAAAAAUGUUAUGUUGAGCAUUGAUUAUCAAUAGACUAUAUACAAAUUCAAACAUUUUGGCUAAUGCCUUCAUCAGUACAACAAAAAUCAAUUUAAUUAUAAAUUAAAUGCACAUAAUUAUGUUUAUCCUGUAGACCUUAAUAAAAAUGAAAGAAAAAGAAUGGGUAGAAGUCCCCAACGAGACCAUAAAUCUGUAAAACUUUGGGGAAGUUACAAUAUAUAAAUAUAAAGCAAACAGAAUGCAAUAGACAAGUACUGUUACAGCUAUGUCCAAUGUGGUAAGCAACUUGAAUUGUUUAGAAAUUGGACAAAGGUUUUGUUUAUGUGGUACAGAUAUUCUCUAAACCGGUCUUCAAGAUGAUGACCUGUCUUCCCUAUGUAAUAUUUUACACAUUUUUACAAAUUUAUUUUAUAAUUACAUUGUUUUUUGUUGUACUGAUGACGGCAUUUGCCUAAACAUUCAAAUUUUAUACUUUCUAAUCAUAAUCAAAGCUAAACAAAUGUUUUAUUUGUACAAAUUGUGUCAAAGUAAUCUGUUUGGGAAAAGUAUUUGAAAAAUUUAGGGCAAAAUCUGCUAAAUUUAGAAUUUUCCUGUCAAUUGUCAUAUCUUGCUUUUUUAUGUGAAAGGCUAUACAAUUUUAAACAUACCUUACCAAAUAAAAAAAGCUUCAUUAAAAAAGCAACAUUAUUUACUAAAGCUAGAAGUUCUCCUGUUGGGAAAUGAAAUGUUUACAAAUCAUAUGGUAAAAAUCCACAUAUUGCAAUCUGUACCUGUGCCAUUAGUCCUACUUUAAGAUAUACAAUUUAAUAUCUUAAUGAUUUAAAAGAGUAACAUAAGGUGAUGGAUAUUUCUCACACAAGAUUUUUUUCACAUUUUUCUUCAGAAUUUAUUUUGUUGUGUUGUAAACUGCUAUGCAUGGAAAGCUUCCAGUCUAUGGUAGCAGCUUACUUUGAUGCAUGAUUGAUCUCGUGUGAAAUCUGAUGGUCUUUAUGCAAAAUAUCAAAGCUUUGGCUACAAAGAUGUAGACUACUUAUAGAGGCUUGUUGAUAGAAAGACAAAUAAACAAACAUAAAUUGUUGCAUUC
Lymnaea stagnalis (great pond snail) is the source of this 43839-nucleotide messenger RNA. Lineage: Eukaryota; Metazoa; Mollusca; Gastropoda; Lymnaeidae. The record is from the annotation of a GenBank genome assembly.